Hyla sarda is the source of this 1469-nucleotide messenger RNA. It is a transcript of the gene SUSD6, whose product is annotated as sushi domain containing 6. The transcript is spliced from 6 exons. The record is from RefSeq and is a predicted model, not a curated record. Bases 1 to 873 code for a protein of 290 amino acids. NCBI's taxonomy places the organism in Eukaryota, Metazoa, Chordata, Amphibia, Anura, Hylidae.
AUGGUCCGGGAAAGAAGGACAGAUACCGUAGCUGCUGUGAACGGGGCCCACACUGACACUGGGGCUGAAGACCCGGGAGCAGCCAUAUGUCCUCCACCUCCAGAACCAGAAAAUGGUGGAUUCAUAUGUCAUCCCCCACACUGUGAAAAGCCCUUCACUUCUGGUAGUGUUAUAGAGUACUUCUGUGCAGAGGGAUAUAUGUUAAAAGGAGACUAUAAAUUCCUAACCUGCAAAAAUGGAGCUUGGAAUCCACCUAUGGGUGUAAGCUGCAGACUUAGCCAAGAAACCAACAGAAAUACCAGUCUUGGGGUCCCAACACUUUCAAUUGUUGCCUCAACUGCGAGCUCAGUGGCCUUGAUAUUGCUCCUUAUUGUCUUGUUUGUGCUUCUACAGCCCAAGAUCAAGUCCUUUCACCAUAGCAGACGAGACGCUUGUGUGCCAGGAGAACAAGUGUCUAUCAUGGUUGAUGGUGUGCAAGUUGCUCUUCCUUCUUAUGAAGAAGCAGUGUAUGGCAGUGCAGGAAACUGUAUCCAUUCUGCUAGCUCUCGUGUCCAGAUAGUAUUAUCUGAAGGACCAGGGGAGGAUCGAAACAUCCAGCAGGGAGUGUCUCAUUCCAACACCAGGGAACAAUGUAUGGAAUCUAAUCAUGCCUCAGGCCAAACUAACACAAAUAUGUCACAAUGUCCAGCAGGGAGCACACAUCGCUCGGAGACUGUGCUGGUCCACCAGACUUCUUCACAGUGGGCAGCUGCUGCAGAGAGCAGGACUUUAGGACGGGAAGGAGCAGAAUCAGAAAAUAGUGAUGUGCAGAGUCUCCUGUCCCUGUCCUCUGAAGAUUACACAGAUGAUAUCCCUCUAUUAAAAGAAGCUUGAAUACCUCUAACAUGAAGGAUCCAAACAAUCUUCCUGCUCUGCACUUCCUGUAUUCACAGGAACUCUGGAGCUGACAAUUCGUGCCUCCUCUAUCGCCUACCCCCAAGUCCCCAAACCUAGCCAUCUCACUGAGCAGACAUUUUGUUCCUAGCUGCAUAACACUGGGAGCAGAUUGUCCUAGCCUUGCUUGCAGAGGUGUACAAUUAUAUUUUGUGUGUGUGUGUGUGUGUGUGUGUGUGUUAUAUUAUUGACUAUAUACAGAUAUAAAGAAUACCUGUGUGAUGGGAGCUGGAUCUUACAUUACCUGGCGCUUAUCCCUACAAAUUUUGAUAAUGCUUCAUGGCCUUCCCAAAGGUUUGACCUAUAGACAUACAUAAUGCUUACCCUGUCAGACUAGGAGUUUAAUUUGAGGCUUUUACUAUAUCUGUUUUUGUGCUAUGCUGCAUCCACCUCUGUCAAGAUUCUUUGUUUGAUUAUAGAUUAGGGACUCCUUUUAGGGUUGAUCCUUUCUACCAUUAAAUGGGCACUCUCAUUAAAACAAAUUUUUGCUAUUGCACUCCUUAUGGUAAAUGAAAAAUAUUUCUAAUAUACUUUGU